CUCGGGGGCCAUUUUGUGAAGAGACGAAGGCUGAGCGGUUGUGGCCGCCUUGCUGACCUCGAGCAGCGGUCGGCUUCUUCACAUAGAAUCUGGGAGUAGGAGAUUCAGAAUCGAAUCUCUUCUCCCUCCCCCCUCCUGGUUACAAAUCACUUGAAAUAUAUAAGUUAGUGGAACUUUGCUUGAGGGCAGCAAGGCGAACCCCAUCCCUACUCACUGGAGCUCAGCUUUGAUUUUUAACCUCCCUCCCCCACCCUUCCAGAACACACACAUUCCCAUUCCAAAACUGAUUUUAUAAAGACAUUUUAAACAUAAGGAUGCAACUUGAUGUGCACUACAGCAAAUUUACAGUGAGAUUUUUUUGAUCUUCAGCUACAUUCUUGCACCUUUGUGAAGAACCUUAUCAAUCACGAUGGCUAGCAACGUUACCAACAAGACUGAUCCACGCUCCAUGAAUUCCCGUGUAUUCAUUGGGAAUCUCAACACUCUGGUGGUCAAGAAGUCUGAUGUGGAGGCAAUCUUCUCGAAGUAUGGCAAAAUUGUGGGUUGCUCUGUUCAUAAGGGCUUUGCCUUCGUCCAGUAUGUUAAUGAGAGAAAUGCCCGGGCUGCUGUAGCCGGAGAGGAUGGAAGAAUGAUUGCUGGCCAGGUUUUAGAUAUUAAUCUGGCUGCAGAGCCAAAAGUGAACAGAGGAAAAGCAGGUGUGAAACGAUCUGCAGCGGAGAUGUACGGGUCAGUACCAGAACACCCUUCUCCGUCCCCUCUACUCAGCUCCUCUUUUGACUUGGACUAUGAUUUUCAACGUGAUUAUUAUGACAGGAUGUACAGUUACCCAGCACGUGUUCCUCCUCCUCCUCCUAUUGCUAGGGCUGUAGUGCCCUCUAAACGCCAGCGUGUAUCAGGAAACACCUCUCGAAGGGGCAAAAGUGGCUUCAAUUCUAAGAGUGGACAACGGGGAUCUUCUUCUAAGUCUGGAAAGUUGAAAGGAGAUGACCUUCAGGCCAUUAAGAAGGAGCUGACCCAAAUAAAACAAAAAGUGGACUCUCUUCUGGAAAGCCUGGAAAAAAUUGAAAAGGAGCAGAGUAAACAAGCAGUAGAGACGAAGAAUGAUAAAUCAGAAGAGGAGCAGAGCAGCAGCUCCCUGAAGAAAGAUGAAACUAAUGUGAAGAUGGAGUCUGAGGGGGGUGCAGAUGACUCUGCUGAGGAGGGGGACCUACUGGAUGAUGAUGAUAAUGAAGAUCGGGGGGAUGACCAGCUGGAGUUGAUCAAGGAUGAUGAAAAAGAGGCAGAGGAAGGAGAGGAUGACAGAGACAGCGCCAAUGGCGAGGAUGACUCUUAAGCACAUAGUGGGGUUUAGAAAUCUUAUCCCAUUAUUUCUUUACCUAGGCGCUUGUCUAAGAUCAAAAUUUCACCAGAUCCUCUCCCCUAGUAUCUUCAGCACAUGCUCACUGUUCUCCCUAUCUUUGUCCUUCCCAUGUUCAUUAAUUCAUAUUGCCCUGCGCCUAGUCCCAUUUUCACUUCCUUUGACGCUCCUAGUAGUUUUGUUAAGUCUUACCCUGUAAUUUUUGCUUUUAAUUUUGAUACCUCUUUAUGACUUAACAAUAAAAAGGAUGUAUGGUUUUUA
Sciurus carolinensis (gray squirrel) is the source of this 1618-nucleotide messenger RNA. It is a transcript of the gene Hnrnpc, whose product is annotated as heterogeneous nuclear ribonucleoprotein C. NCBI's taxonomy places the organism in Eukaryota, Metazoa, Chordata, Mammalia, Rodentia, Sciuridae. Gene Ontology annotation, molecular function: RNA binding. The coding region runs from base 410 to 1333 and encodes 307 amino acids. The record is from RefSeq and is a predicted model, not a curated record. The transcript is spliced from 11 exons. Gene Ontology annotation, cellular component: nucleus.